AUGGAAAUUCCGGGAUGUGAAGGAUUCAGAGACCACAUAACAGGAACUAUGACAAUGGUUGUAUCUAAGAUUAUAUACGACCUGCCCGCACCCACCCACCAGUACGACCUGCCCGCACCCACCCACCAGUACGACCUGCCCGCACCCACCCACCAGUACGACCUGCCCGCACCCACCCACCAGUACGACCUGCCCGCACCCACCCACCAGUACGACCUGCCCACACCCACCCACCAGUACGACCUGCCCGCACCCACCCACCAGUACGACCUGCCCGCACCCACCCACCAAUACGACCUGCCCGCACCCACCCACCAGUACGACCUGCCCGCACCCACCCACCAAUACGACCUGCCCGCACCCACCAACCAAUACGACCUGCCCGCACCCACCCACCAAUACGACCUGCCCGCACCCACCCACCAGUACGACCUGCCCGCACCCACCCACCAGUACGACCUGCCCGCACCCACCCACCAGUACGACCUGCCCGCACUCACCCACCAAUACGACCUGCCCGCCCCCACCCACCAAUACGACCUGCCCGCACCCACCCACCAGUACGACCUGCCUGCACCCACCCACCAGUACGACCUGCCCGCACCCACCCACCAGUACGACCUGCCCGCACCCACCCACCAGUACGACCUGCCUGCACCCACCCACCAGUACGACCUGCCCGCACCCACCCACCAGUACGACCUGCCCGCACCCACCAACCGAUACGACCUGCCUGCACCCACCCACCAGUACGACCUGCCCGCACCCACCCACCAGUACGACCUGCCCGCACCCACCCACCAGUACGACCUGCCUGCACCCACCCACCAGUACGACCUGCCCGCACCCACCCACCAGUACGACCUGCCCGCACCCACCAACCAAUACGACCUGCCCGCACCCACCCACCAGUACGACCUGCCCACACUCACCCACCAAUACGACCUGCCCGCACCCACCCACCAGUACGACCUGCCCGCACCCACCCACCAGUACGACCUGCCCGCACCCACCCACCAGUACGACCUGCCCGCACCCACCCACCAAUACGAACAAGAAAACCGAUAA
Molecule: messenger RNA, 1068 nt
Organism: Procambarus clarkii (red swamp crayfish)
Lineage: Eukaryota; Metazoa; Arthropoda; Malacostraca; Decapoda; Cambaridae
Source: RefSeq, a predicted model, not a curated record